CUUGCGUCGCGGACUCGACAACACGUUCGCAGCGACACAGCACCGUGCAAGGCAGACAGUCCGUGUGUGCCUCUCUCUCGCGACUGUGGAGAGGCUCAGGAAAAAGGGAAAGAAAAUCAAACAAAUUCCGGACAGACCGAGAGCGCCCGUACAGCGAAUAGAUACAUACCGUCGUUGUCGUCGUCGUCACCAGGACAUACAGUGUGUGGGUUGGGACCGUGUCAUAAUCAUCAUCGCGGCCAGUACCGUACACUCCUGCAAGUGGAGAUAACCGUUCUUCUGUCCUCUGCGUUGGCCACUCUGUGGCCAAAGUGUGUGCUAGUGUACGGGAUUGAAGGAAAAAAAGGGUUCACUUUUUUACUAUUCCUGCGACAUCGCAGUGUGUGUUUUAGUUUCGUGUUGAAUUGUCAGCCAUCGAUAUCGCACACGGCCGUGUGUGCUGUGUGUGUUGUUCCUCCGUGUGGCCAACCAGUUGCUAUCGUGGGAGCGACCGGUGUGAUAAUAGUGCGGUGUGUGUGGAAACACAUACAUAUAGUGCGGCGAUAAGGCACAACCCCCUUUGGCCAGUGCGUAGCUAAAAGUGCUUUGCCUGAAGUUCACCCAAUGUGGUGAAUAAAAUCCUGAAGCAAAAGCUUCGUGUGCUUGUGUGUCUCCUGCGCUAAGUGACAAAAAGUGAAGCAACAAAUAGAACGUACAUUCCUUAGAAUCGUGGAAAAAAGAGCGAUCCUCCGACUCCCAUCCACCACCUCCCUGCUGCCCAUCAUUGCUCGAGGGUGUGUUGGGUGCGGUUUUGCCGUUCUCGAUCGAGACUGUGUGUGCGUGUUUGUGUGAGAUAGUGCGUGAUUUUUCUGUUCCGUGUCUCCUCCGCGCUGCGUGGUGGGGUAAGCGGCAGACUCGUGGCAGUUUCUGUGCGUUAUUUACUGGAUUUUUCAGUAGUAGUCGGGUCGAAAAUUUCCCGUUUCUCCAUUUUCCACACCCUCCCCGCGUCGUGACGUGAGAUUGAUCGAUCGGUCCAUUAAACCAUGAUAAUGGAUAUGACAUAAAGUGACGUCAUACUGUCAAAUAGCAACAACAGCAACAAAACCCACCCGUGUGUGUCGUGUCCUGUGUGCUGGAUGUCAGAAUCGUUCUUCCAACCACACAAACACGCUUCAUUCAUGCACAAUUAGCACACAGUCAUCACUACUGAUCUCUGCUGAUGGGGCCCACCACGAUGAUGCUGCCGUUCGCUCCUCCGUGUCGCAGUGGUGAGUGUUGCGUCGCCGUCGCUGUGUGUGCUACCGCUUAGUGUUGCGUUUCCACUGUGGAAAAAAACGCAAAGCGCCACUGAUUGUGCGGUGCUAGUAGAAGUAAAAAGAAACGGAAGGUCCAGUGUGUUGCGGCUGCUGCAAUAUUUAUACAUUUUUUGCGUGAAUUGCCUCAUAAAAAGAGGGCCAGUGCGUGCUGCGAAAGUGUGCGCUUUAGUAGUGUGCUGUUGUAUACCCACACACACACUAAAAACCGCGAAUGUGACGAGUGUGUGCUUGCGACGAAAGGCAACAUUCUUUCACACACCACACCGCCGAUUCUAGACGUGAGGAUCAUCCCUUGAGUGCGUUGUGUGUGCGUGUGUGUGUAUCUCUGCUGUGCUGUGAAAGAAAGAGCAUCCGUUGUCUCUUCCCUCCCCCUCCCAGCACAAGAGAAAAGUGUGUCGCGCCAGGCCCCUCACUCACAAGAAGCAAAAGAGGAAGAAAGGGUGUUCAAAUUUUUGGCGCGCUGAUUACUGCGAUUGAUUGUGAGAGGAAAGAAGAUUUUUGAUCGUGUGUGUGUGUCUGUUACUACGAGCACUACUAGUGUGUGUGUGUGUGUGUGUGUAGCGUGGUGGGAAAAGGAAAAACGAAACGUAUCGUAGUGUGGCGGGUUUUAUGUGUCAAAAGGGUGGAAGUGAAGUGAAGGAAAAGCACAAUUUAUUGGUGGGUGUGUUGUACUUGUCGGCGGUCGGCAGCUUAGAGAAGUUUCGCCGAAAGACGUGUUCAAAAAAAGAGCAAAGUGCGUGACACAAAGAAAAGCGCGUGUUUCGGGAAGCAUCUCGUCAGCAGCAGUAUCUCGAAGGAAUCACCGAACGAGGAACACCAAACCGUCAUCUCAGCCCCCCAAUCUCCUGUCGUCGCCGGUGUUAGAAAGUAUAGCCACCAAACCUACAACCGAACUGGAAAGACUGAAUCACCCUAAGUUCAAGCAGUAAAGCGAUAGUAACUUUUAUCUUGCCUUCUAAAACGUCUAAACGAGGAAAGAUAACGAAGGACGACGACUAGCAGAAGCAUCAACAACAACAGCGCCGGUAUCGGAGUACCCCGAUAAGAGCAACGGCUAUUUACGUCUCUGUUCCCAAGGGACCCCGAGAUAGAGAGGACACAGGAUUCCUUGCUUGACGGAAUACAAAACAAACAAAAAAAUCACAGUAAAAAUGACAUCCCAAAGAUUCUGCCUCCGGUGGAACAACCACCAAACCAACCUGCUCGCCGUGUUCGACCAGCUUUUGCACGAUGAAACUUUCAUCGAUGUAACGCUGGCCGUUGAAGGUCAGCACCUGAAAGCACACAAGAUGGUGCUGUCCGCCUGCAGUCCUUACUUCCAGCAGCUUUUCGUCAGCCAUCCCGAGAAGCACCCGAUCGUAAUCUUGCGCGAUGUACCGUUCAAAGACAUGAAGUGUCUGCUGGACUUUAUGUACCGCGGCGAGGUGUCGGUCGACCAGGAUCGGCUGGCCGCCUUUCUGCGCGUCGCGGAAAGCCUCCGGAUAAAGGGGCUCACCGAGGUGAACGACGACAAACCGAAUGCGCCCUCUGGCUCGGCGUCCGCAACAACAACCACCUCGGCCGGCUCGGCUGCCUCAAGCGGUGCGCAAGCGACGGGUGCCACCACCACUACCAACACAGUUCCAAGCGCGACAGUACAAAAGAACAGCAGCGGAAGCAGCGGCAUGGUGGCGCAAGUCGACGAUGACGAGGACGAUCGCUGCUCGCCCGUACCCAACAGUAUUGCGGUGGCGCAAAACGCAGCCAGCUCCGGCCAGGCGCAGGGCGGCCAUCUAAAGCCGCUACCCCCACUGCUCUCCUCCACCGGCAUCGUUACCCGCAGCCACAGCAACAGCUUGCUGCAGCAAGGUGGCAGUAACGCCGCCAGUGGCAGUGCGAUGGUGCAAACGAAUCCGCUGCUCGGUACUGCCCUCUCGCAACAGAAGCGCAAGCGCGGUCGUCCGCGAAAGCUGUCCGGAAGCGAUGCAGGCGAGGGUGAAACGGAGGGAAAUUUCGUCGGCGGCGGCGGUGCGCCCGGUGAAGAGUACGACAGCAGCUCGAUGGAUAUUAUGGAUGUGAAAAUUGCCAGCAGUGGCGCGUCCAACUCGGGCGACGACGACCAGCAGCUAAGAAUUGUGAGCAGCCGCACGGACGACGACGAUACCCUGAUGCACGAAAAGGCCGAACAGCUGGACGACGAGGACGACGAGGUAAUGGACGAUGAGGCGGACGAGCUGGUUGACGAUGUCGAUUUGGAGGCGGGCGACGAACCGCGGGGUACCUCGCCGUCACUGGACGAAUCGAUGGAAGAUACCACCGGCAACAUGGACGGCACGACCAACAACAAUGGCAACACGAAUCGAUCCGGCAGGCAGCAUCAGAAGCAGGGCACCGCGGCAGCCAAGCCAUCGCGAGCGUCCAAGCGCAGCCGAACGCGGAACAACGAAAACAGCUUAUCCGAUUCGAAAGAUUCAUUUGCUGAGGAUGAUAAAUGCAACAAACUGGACGGCACGGGUGCCGGCGAAGAGGAGGACGACAUUGAGGAUGAUCAGUAUGAUGGACGCGAACUCAAUUCGAGCCUAAUGGAGCCGCAGCUGCUGCUGGACGAGUAUGACGAACCGGUCGAGUUUAAGUUCGAUCCACGCACCGACAGCGGAGCCGUCGAUUCAACCUCCAACAGCAACUAUCUACCGCCCUUGCAGCCGAAACCGGGUCUAAAGAUUGCUAGUACCAGCGGCGGAGCGCGUAUGCCUCAAAUCUCGGUCGUACCAACGACGGCACUCCAAAUACCGAAGCUGGCACCCCUCACGGCAUCCGGCGGCGGUACCAGCAGUUUCCUUGGCGGUGGAUCAAACAACAAAUCCUCGGUAAAGCUGCACAAACGCGCCCGGCUAAUGACACCAAAGAAACCGAACGGCAUGACCACCACGCAAACGAUACUGAACAAUCUGAACAACAACCUGAACGAAAGCUUGAUCUCAACCUCGAACACCGCCAGCGGCGGUUCGUCAUUGUGCAUCACGGGCAUCGGCUCCGAGAUGUACGACAUGUUUUCCGGCAGCGUGCUCCGAUCGUCGAGCCCGCGCUCGAACUCGAACUCACCCUCGGUGAAGGGCGGCAGCGGCAACGACAGUGGCUCACGCACGCACAAGUACGCCGUGAUUGACGAUACCGAGGGCAGCGUGCGCGAUUUCUGUACCAAAGAGGGUGACCACGUGUACCGGUGCAAAGUGUGCGCCCGCGUGUACACACACAUCAGCAACUUCUGCCGGCAUUAUGUGACCUCGCACAAGCGCAACGUGAAGGUCUAUCCCUGCCCGUUCUGUCUGAAAGAGUUCACGCGCAAGGACAACAUGACGGCGCACGUGAAGAUCAUCCACAAGCAGGAGUACGCGCAGCAGCAAACGACAGGAGUCGGGCCGGGCGGCACUUCGCCCGCCAGCGGCGGUGGAAGCAACUCCCGGGGCGAGGAAUCGUUCAGUGCCACCCUAGUGGGUGGGCGGAACGAUUCGACCAACGGUGGCAGCUCCCUCACGACGGCCUCGAUCAUUAACGCGGUCGGACUGCAGCCGAAGCUCGGCACGAACAGCGGCGGUACGGGCGCUAUACGGAUCAUGUAUCCCUUUCCCGGGAGUGGCCAAGCCUCGCCGGCGGCUGCAGCCACAACAGCAGGAUCAGCCGGCAGUGGCACGGUCGGGACGAUUACCAUCAAGAAAGAAUUUCAAGAGAAGUCAUCGUCCUCAUCAGGUGCCAAUUCUCCGACCGGUUCGGUUUCGUCCAGCUCCAGCGGUCUCGCUGCGCAACCGGCCACCGCAACCGUCAGCCAGUAGUAGGAAACACCGGAAAGGUUAAGCAAUUCCACCACACACCGUUCAACUGUUGUCCCCCUUCCCCGGUUUCCACAGCGCGACAAAAAGGACCAACCACAGAUGAUAGAGGCUAGUAAUUGGUAGGGAAAAUGAAGCAAACUGCUGCAGGCUUUUGGUUUGCCCGUCAUAUAUGGGACUGUCCCUCCUUUUUGCGACAAAAUGCAGAGAACUGCAUGAUCGGUAGGCUAGCCCAUACAAGAGCUAGAAAAAUCAUUCCUUCAAAAGGGUAUUUUGUAGUUUUAUAAUAUCGUGGAACUCUCCCCCUAAAACCUGAACAAGACAACAACAAACAUGUUGGGGUGCGAGUUCUUCCUUUUUUUAACAAGCAGGUCUUUGUACUGGUUUUUUUUAAAUAGUUGUUUUAAGCUUGAGUGUGACGCUGUUGCUCUAAGUGUCUAAUCAAAAAUCGCACACUAAUUGCUGCGUUAAGUGAGUAACCGUCAAAAAUGAUGGUGUUACUAAGGUGUGCUGUGUGUGGUUCGGUGUAUGCGCGUCCAAAAUCGACAGCCCACUUCUUUCCCCACUCUACAUAUAAAAUCGACCAAAAGUUUGGCCCCUAGCAACGGGCUGGCCCAAUACACACACCCCCUUCGAUGGAUUCUCCGUUAGUUUGUCUACUACUUUAUAUAUGUAUUGUAUGCGCGUAUUUAGUGUUGUAAUGUAUUUUUAAAUUAAUGUUUGUAAAAUUUUUGUUUGCAAAGAUAAUUGUGUACCCGUUUGUUUUAUUAAACCUCCCUCCCGGUGCGCUUGGUUCCGAGGCAUCUCCUACUCCUCCCGUCGGGGAGGGGGUCAUAUACAACGGCACAAAACAACAAUUGCUUCACUAAUGUCUUCCCCAAAAACAACAAAUGCAAUCGAAACGACGAAAUGCUGUGCUUCAGCUGGUUGGAGACGAUCAAUCGAUCGUACCAGUCAUUGAUGCGCAGCCGUUUUUGAAUUGUAGCAAAGUACCAUCUAAAUAAUAGUACUACGAUCAUGAGCUGUGUUGCCGCAAAGCGCAUGUGGUGCAAAGAGAAAGCAACAUACACUAAUUCGCAUUUCCUUUCGGUGUCUCGUGUCGUGUGUUUGUGUGCAUUCGGCACUCCGCUUGGAAACACGAAACACAUAUUGUAUAACUCAUAUUUAGGAAAAACAAACCAUGAAAAUGUAGGGAAUGCGGAAACAGCAUGCAUCCACUGUACAUUAUUAUUUAAUAGCAGGAUUGUUAUUUGUUUUGUGUUCUUCUUUUAAACACAGAAUCAGCCCAAAGAAUGAUUCGAUUUGUUUCCUUUUUUUUUUGUUAAUUAUUUUUAUAGCAAUUUUUUAUUUUUCUAAAUUUAUACAUACAUAUUGGUGGGUGUGUAGGUACGACAUAGCGGCAAUGGCAUUGCGGUUUGGUUUUGAAUCAUUUCAAAUAUUUCAUAACAAGCUGUAGCUGUUAUUGUCCGUCAAAUGGUUUUAAAACAACAACCAAGUUAUGAGGUUUUUGUUUGAUGUGUUACCUUAACAAAUUUUAUGUUUAAAAUUACAAUCUGUCUUUGUUAUUGCAUUGGUCUCAGCUUGGUUUGUAUUAUUUUUAUGUUAUUUAAACUUAAAGGGCGCGUGAGAAAGCACACCAUCGUAUUGAUUCAGAACAACAUAUGUAUGAAGGGCAUUAAUGUAUGCAGAAUUGUAUUUAAGAAAAUGUAUGGGACAAUGAAUUCACUUCUCUUACUACUAUAGACCGCUGUCUUUUUUACCAUCCAACUGAGAUGUGUGCAUCAAAAUAUUGGAAAUGAAACAAAUUUUAAGCUGAAUUGUUUUAGAGGUGGUUUAGAAGAGAACAAUCAAUAACCAAACUAAACCAACAUUGACCGUUAAAUGUUGCAUUCGUCCCACAUAUGUUUAAUAGAUGUAUAAAACGAAAAAGGCUGAGAUAGUAAUUGUAGUUCGUAAUCUUAAGCAGCGUCGUAACGCACUUGCGCGUGGUUAUGUUGUCCCAGAGCUGGGUGGAACAUUUUAAUUUGCGCUCCUGCGCUUCUUCAACCAGAAUCAUCAUUGUGCGCUUAGUGCGCCUUCACCAGCCACCACACACAGACACACCGAUUCACACAAACUAGCCUGCUGCAGGUUGAAUAAAUGUAACCCUUUUGGCUAUUGCACGAUAAUGCCGCGAAGAAGAGUGUAAUAUUAACACGUAAAUAAAAAGAGACUAAUUUGUUUGUUAUGUAAGCAUCAAUAUAGAAGGACAGCAGGGACGAAGGUUGGGUGAUCUUAAGGGGGAAGGUCGAUAAUGUUAGCUUUGUAAUUAGUGUGAGUAGUAUUUAUGCAAAAAGAUAAUCAUAUCCUUAGCUACUAUUAUCAACAGCACCGUAGUUUUUUGUUUUAAAUAUUUGUUUCUGACGAAAUGGUUCCAUUUUUCCAAAACCUGCUCGAGCCGAAUAACUGUCCAAGGAGAAGUAAAUUGCAUGUUCGAUGAAACUUGCCACCGGGGCAUAAACAUUUAUCUCAUGAGGCGAGCGAUGCUAAAAGAACAGAAGACGAAGAGGAACAAUCGAUGAAGAGAGGGACGCGCGUGCAUUUUAUGAUAGUGAAUAAUAUAGUUUGUUUUGUUUGUUUUUCAUUUUGUGUAUCAAGCAUUUUGCCACCCAUAAGGCACACUUGGGUUUUGAUGGGUGUUGCAGUAGGAAAAUUAUGAACCACGAGCAAACGAUCGAGCUGUAGCAACACACUGCAAUACAUGUUCUAGUUUUAUGAGUUACUUACGCUCGCACUAUUGUACUAAAAGUAAAGCAUAAUAAUUUGCAAAUUAAUCUCUAUUUAGCGACGCAUUGCCUACGGUAAUGCGGUUCACAAACGAACGCACCUGGAACAGUAGCUAGGUAAAGAUUGAACUCUGCAAUAAACACUUGUUUAAUCUUACUAUCUUUCCGUGCACAGAUAUUCCCUUCGCAAAUCCAAUAGUUAGUGCAAUUUUAACGUAUUAAGUACUUCGUUAUAUUACUCUGAGAAUCUGGCACAUCCCCAAAUGAAAGCAUUGUGGAACAGAAGCUAUCCGAUAUUCCGUUCGUUACUUGCCGCGAGUAGAUGUACAUACAGAAAGGGAGUUUGAACAGAGAAAACUAAAUUCAAAAACGUAUCUGUAAACAAUGGACAGAAAGAUGAACUUUUUUUGGUGCAGCGAGGAGAGCAGAACGAAGCAAACCAAGUUUACCAACUUUUUGUCCUAAAAAAUAAUAAAUCCGCAUUUACACUAAAUUCUAGUUUACUUUUCUCGACGUUAUAUUAAACAUGCAUUGAAAAAGGCAUACAAAUAUCACGGAAAACGGGCAUAAAAAGGCAAAAAGAACGCAUAGGGUCGUUAGUUUUAGUAAAACUAAUAGUUAUAUCUAAGAACAGAAUCACCAAAUAAGAUAAAUAAAUGAUAAUAAACGCACACACGUAUUAAAAGUAA
This is a messenger RNA of Anopheles arabiensis, 8555 nucleotides long. RefSeq names its product protein tramtrack, beta isoform (gene ttk). NCBI's taxonomy places the organism in Eukaryota, Metazoa, Arthropoda, Insecta, Diptera, Culicidae. The transcript is spliced from 4 exons. The record is from RefSeq and is a predicted model, not a curated record. Gene Ontology annotation, molecular function: protein binding. Gene Ontology annotation, cellular component: nucleus. The coding region runs from base 2447 to 5104 and encodes 885 amino acids. Gene Ontology annotation, biological process: regulation of transcription by RNA polymerase II.